UUAUAUUUUCUUUCCAAGUAAAAUUCUGAUAUUCUGGUGAAAAUCAUGUCUGAACCCAUGCAAACCCAUUGCGGCACUUCAAUGCCCGUUGCGGACGCUAUCGAGGGCUGCUUGGAGUCUACCGAGUCUGAACCCAUACAAACCCAUUGCGGAACUUCAAUGCCCGUUACGGACGCUAUCGAGGGCUGCUUGGAGUCUAGACUUGAAAGACUGGUAGAAUCAGAUUCCAAGUCCUUGUUGAAGAAGUUCUUUACCAGGGAAAUAUUCGACAAACUGAAGAUGAAGACUACUAAAUACGGGGCCACGCUGCAAGAUUGCAUUGAUCCUGGUGUAAACAAUCUUGAAUUGAAAAUUGGACUCAGCGCAGUCGACCCUGACUGCUACAGAGUGUAUGCAGACCUUUUUGGUCCUAUUAUAGAAGCAUACCACAAAGUUGCAAGAGAUACUCGGCAACCAGGCAUCGGAAAAUGGGGCCGCAUCCCUAUAUUUCAAAAUGUGGACCCCCUAGGAAAAUAUGUGGUGUCCACAGGAGUCACAUGCUUCAGGAACCUGAAAGGGCAUUCAUUUAGUCCUUUUAUGACUGAGAGAAGCUAUGAUGAAAUGGCAACUAAAGUGUGGAUUGGUUCAAGACGAUUUUCUGGAGACUUGGCGGGGACUUAUUAUUCAUUGCUAGAUAUACCAGAAAAUUGCCGACGUGCAUUCAUCACUGCAAAUUACUUCAAGGAUGGCAAACGUUUUAUAGGAGCCGAAGACCCUAGCCGCCAUUGGCCAGUUGGUAGAGGCGUUUACAAGAAUCAUUUAGAAACCUUUUGGAUGUAUGUUGGUGAGGAAGAUCAUGUCACUAUAAUUAGCAAGCAACGAGGAGGAAAUGACAAGCAAUUCGCCCAUAUUUCCAUGUCAGAAUACCCAAACAUGCCUAAAUUGGUAGAGCUGGCUGCCAAGUAUAAUAUGGGGGUGAAAGAAAUUACAGAAGAGGACAUGCAAGGUGUUUAUGAGCUAAAUAAUGCAAAACGUUUUGGCUGUAAGGGUAAUGACGCGUGGCAUCAUGAAAAUUAUUGA
Messenger RNA from Ceutorhynchus assimilis (cabbage seed weevil), 1059 nucleotides. The record is from the annotation of a GenBank genome assembly. Lineage: Eukaryota; Metazoa; Arthropoda; Insecta; Coleoptera; Curculionidae.